Messenger RNA from Maniola jurtina (meadow brown), 3614 nucleotides. RefSeq names its product aromatic-L-amino-acid decarboxylase (gene Hdc). Gene Ontology annotation, molecular function: pyridoxal phosphate binding; histidine decarboxylase activity. The transcript is spliced from 19 exons. The record is from RefSeq and is a predicted model, not a curated record. Gene Ontology annotation, biological process: histamine biosynthetic process; L-histidine catabolic process. NCBI's taxonomy places the organism in Eukaryota, Metazoa, Arthropoda, Insecta, Lepidoptera, Nymphalidae. The coding region runs from base 143 to 2755 and encodes 870 amino acids.
CCCGCCAGUGUCAUAUAGACGUCCCUUAUAUAUUUACAUAAAAAAAAAAAAUCAUUUACAUUCAAAAAAUUACAUACAUUUUUUUUUGUGUCGAUCCCGUUGCCUGUUGAGGAGUUUCGGGCGGUGAGUAGUAAAAACCGGGAUGGAUCACAAAGAGUUUCGUGUGAAAGCCAAAGAACUGGUGGACUACAUAGCGGACUACCUGGAGAACAUUCGAGAUCACCGAGUGUACCCCGGGGUCCAACCCGGGUACUUGCACAAACGGCUGCCCAACGAAGCCCCUCAGCUCCCAGAGAAAUGGGAUGACAUCUUCAAGGAUGUAGAGGACCACAUCAUGCCCGGAAUCGUCCACUGGCAGAGUCCACACAUGCACGCCUACUUCCCAGCUCUCACGUCAUACCCCUCCAUUAUGGGGGAGAUGCUCUCCAGUGCGAUGAAUGUUCUAUGCUUUACUUGGGCGUCAUCACCAGCUGGAACCGAACUGGAGACGAUAGCGAUGAACUGGCUGGGUAAACUGCUGGGCCUGCCCGACUGCUUCCUCAAUGAGAAGAACGAUAGCCCUGGAGGUGGAGUCAUACAGACAACAGCCAGUGAAGCAACUCUGGUUAGUCUCCUGGCUGCAAGGACCAGGGCUCUGAUCGAGCUGUCCAGCCUGAACCCUGACAUGCAGUCAUCGGAACUGCUGGGCCAUUUGAUCUGCUAUUGUUCUGACCAGGCCCAUUCUUCGGUGGAAAAAGCUGGAUUAAUAGGUCUGGUCAGAAUGCGUUACAUAGAGUCUGAUGAGAACCAAUGCAUGAGAGGCGCGAAGCUGGAGGAGGCUAUACUAAAUGAUAAGGACAAAGGACUUGUGCCGUUCUGGGUGUGUGCAACCCUUGGUACGACUGGUUCCGUGGCAUUUGACAACCUUCGUGAAAUAGGCGAGGUAUGCGAGAAGCACUCCGCAUGGCUGCAUGUCGAUGCUGCAUAUGCGGGGAGCGCAUUUAUAUGCCCUGAGUAUAGACAUUGGCUAAACGGCGUGGAGUUAGCAGAUUCCUUCGCUUUUAACCCUUCCAAAUGGUUGAUGGUCAACUUCGACUGCACUGCUAUGUGGGUUAAAGAAAGCACCGCACUCCACAGGACCUUCAAUGUCAAUCCUAUUUACUUGCGCCACGAAAAUUCAGGAAAAGCGAUUGAUUACAUGGUUGGGACUCAGGAUGCGAAUACAAGGAAAAAAAUUGAUAUCACUGAUAAGAUCAAUACUGAUACUAUCAUAGAACAUGAUAAUGAUAAAAGUGAUGGUAGCGUGACGAACAGUGAUGAAGGUUACCCAGUAAGCGAAGAAUUUUAUGAGAGUGAUGAAGACACGAAUUUACAUGGAUACAAUAAAAUGGCCUCUGGGUGUCAAUCAGAAAUACAACUAGAGAAUCCUGAUAAGAAGGAAUUCCUUCACUGGCAAAUUCCUCUAAGUCGCCGAUUCAGAGCCCUUAAAUUAUGGUUCGUCCUUCGAAACUAUGGUGUUGUUGGAUUGCAGAAGCAUAUUCGAGAGGGUGUUCGACUAGCCCAAAAAUUCGAAGCUCUGGUUUUGGCUGAUCAAAGAUUUGAGAUCCCACAGCCAAGGAAUCUUGGUAUGGUCGCUUUCCGCUUAAAAGGCGACAACACCCUCACUGAGCGUUUGCUGAAGCGUCUCAAUGCACGGGGCUACAUCCACGCCGUGCCUGCCUGCUUCAAGGGUGUCUACGUCAUCAGAUUCACCGUCACCUCACAGAGAACUACUAACCAGGACAUCCUUGAUGACUGGAGUGAAAUAAAGAAGGUGGCAUCAGAAAUAUUGGUGGACACGUUCGGAUCUGAAAACGGGAACAUUGUUAUGCCAAAGAAACCAAGGAUCUCAUUGAAAGAAACUCGUGAACUAAACGCAACAUUCGGCACGAGUCUUCUUCUAGCCAACAGUCCGAUGAGUCCGAAGAUCGUCAAUGGUACGCACGUAGCCAUCUGCGAUUACGAGCAAGUCCUCUCAUCCUGCGCUCAGACAUUUGCUCAGCUAAAGAUGGAGCCGAAGGAUAGUCCUGAGAUGCGCAGGCGCAUCCGCGGAAUACGCAUGUGCGGGAAGAAAUUUUCUCUCGACUCUUACAUGGAUAUGGUGCAGGGUUUGAUGGUGGAGCAGUCCCUUCCUCAGUGUUCUGAGGAAGAAAGGGAAGAAGCUUCUAAUGGAUCUAGCCCUGGUGACCGUUCAUCAAUAACAUCUUCACCAGUGACUUCCAGUACAACAAUAAAACAAGAUAACUCAGAUUUGAGCCAAUUGCAUGUCCCUUCUACGCCAUCUAGACAAUUCAGAUCGAAAUCUUUCGACGUAUCCCUCUCAGAUCUGAAGCUAGAUGACGCAACUAUUUCUAUAGACAUGAGAAACAAUGAAAUAACAAUAACACCGACAGGUUCCAAGAAAUUCGAUGAUCAAGUACAUUUCAAUGCUGUGGAAGGGAAAUUGAAUAUUGGUGAUAAAAUUUCGCAAGCGUUCGAUAGUUUUCAAGGUGGAAUUUUAGGUGAUCGCAAUGAUGUAGGAGAUAAGGUUGAUAAAAUGGACGACGAUUCUAAGAUUACUAUUAAAGGACCUGGCAGUUAUAUCAAGAAAUUAAUACAGCAAUUCAGCGAAGGUCCUUUUGAAACGGAGGAUGUUAAAACUGAAUCUGAAAAAGCAGUAACGACUCAAUCUAUUAAAGACAGGGCGGAUGCGAUUUGCAAAAAAUGCUUUCAUUAUAAAGGCAGAAUUAGCAAAUAAAUAAAAAGUGAAAAUAAAUUAGUCGUAAGUAAUGUUACGCAUUUUGAAAUUUAAAAUGAAUAAUCAUAUCUUUAAUUAGUGAUGUAUUUUGAAUUAGAAAUGAUAUGUAAUGUGUAAUAAAAAAUUAUUCAAUUCGAUUAAAGUUGUGUUACAAUAUCAUGAUAGCGUAGCAUUUAAAAACUCAAGCGUUAAUUUUAGGCCGGACCUAUUCUUUUGGUUAGUUAAGUAGUGAUUUAUUGAAUAAAAAAUCUAUUCUAUUCUAGUAUUUUUUUUAAUAUUAAUUACUAUCUAUCAAAAUAUUAUGGAAAAAUAAAAUAGAUAAAAAAAUAGCUAAAAACUUAUUUCUUAAGUUGUCAUUAAUUUGUUUAUAAGAUUAAAGCACAACGUUAAGUUUUGUUAAGUUUAAGUAUUUUAUUGACAGCAGUGUACGUUUUUAUUUGUUAAUAUAUUAAUAAAAACACCAAUUUAACGAAAAAAACAUCAAAAAUACCCUACCCUACCCUACCUAUAAUAAAACCCUUUCUGAUGAGACAGAAAUAUUAUAAUGAACCAAAGUAACUUUUAAGUGUUUUCUAACUUUGACCUUAAAAUUAGUAAUUUCAUGUACCUACUUAAUUUUUCGCUGUAAACUAUUAUAAUUAGUAUUAUAUUAAUAAGCUUGUAGAUAAUUUUUUAAUGUAGGCGUUAUAUUAUAAUAAAUAUUAAUAAAAAUGUUACAAAAUUAUUCAUAUUUAAUGUAAUUUAGAUACUGCUGUGCCCAUCAAUAAACUUUUUAAUAUUGUAUAUUGCUUGAACAAUAAUAAUAUAAUUAUUGCAAGUAGAGAAUCAAUAUUUUAAUAUUAUAAAUAUACAAUCAUUA